AUGGGUCAGCUCGCUUGUCUUGUGGAAAGAUGCACCAACAUCGUCUGGAACGGCACUCACACCUCGCUAGACCGACAUGGUGUGCGCGUUCAAGCAGAUCAGCUCGAGUCAUGGUCUCAUUACUAUCGCUCCGGGCAUUCCAUCGAUUACGAAUCCGACUCUGAUUCCUCAGAAGACUCCUCGUGCAACCAAAAGGCGCCGCGAAGCAUCAGAUCGGAUCCACCCGCUUAUCUGCGCCGCAUCUCUCACCCAACAAUCGCCAAGCACACAGUCAAGCUCAGGAUCAACAUUCCGGGCGUCCCUGGCGGCUCACUUGGGUCCGAUGCCGCUGGCCCAUCCAGCGAUGAAGAUGACUCCCCGUUGCUAGACCCGCGAGGAUUGGAUGACGAAAUGGGUCGCAGAAGAGCUGAACAGCGUGCGUCCGAAGCAAGGGCAAAGACCGAGCGACGCGUCGACCGCUUGAGAUUAGCCGCACUGCUACUUUUGUGUGCGCCACAGACGGAGGAAGUGGACGUGAGUGCAAGCAUGGGCUUACUGGUCGUAUGAGAUUCUCAUGCAAGCUCCUUACCAUUUCCUCCAAAGUUCGAAUUCUUCGCGCUUCACCACUCUGACCUCCUCCGAGCGCGCUUCGCCUUGUCAGAAAGUCAGAUUUUGGCCAAGGCCAUCUCACGACUACAGCGCCUGAAAAGGUUCCGCUGGGCACCACCCUCGGACCCAUCGUUGGUCAAGGGCUUCAGCGUAGCAAUCGUUCCGCUUGCAGUCGCAGCAUUAGAGCGCGGCUUCAAGUGGGCUAUAUACCGCCCAGACUAUGCAGGAAGUCAUCCUCUAAAGGAGAUUGAUCUGAGUAACGUCACUUUUGAAACUCGUCCCUGUUUGAGUGGAGGAAGUCAUACCUUCUUUGAGGCCUUGCGCCCCAAAUACAAGCCAUAUGCUGAGGAGGAUGAACAAAGUUUCCCGCGACACAUUCUACUGGAUGCCUACGUCAAUCUCGAAACCAUCCGGGUCAGUAGCGCGACCGGUUUUAAGAGCCAAAUGCUCAUCUCGCGCACGCUAGAGCCAUUUUUACAUGAGGCGCACGAAUUUCGGAUAAAAGGCAUUCUCAACAUUCCGUCUCGGCGUCAUCGCGAUGAAUAUCCUCGGACGCGCUUGGAGCUAUCAAACGUCUUUGAGAAGGCAACGAUCUGGUCUGAGCACCUCGAUGCAGCGGCCCUUCGCACGAGGAUGGCGCAGCUGAUCGAGGGCAAAAAAGAGAUUACAUGUAGUCGGGACGAGUUGAGCAAUCUGAAUGACGCCGAGUACGAAGCUCUGAAGCGCAAGAUGGACACGCUCUACGCCGAUGCCAUCGAGAAGGUGAUGGGCAGGAUAACCAUACACAAUCGCGAUGGUGCGAUAGCUGGCAAAGCGGCGGACAUUAAUCGAUGA
Messenger RNA from Ceraceosorus bombacis, 1422 nucleotides. The record is from the annotation of a GenBank genome assembly. Lineage: Eukaryota; Fungi; Basidiomycota; Exobasidiomycetes; Ceraceosorales; Ceraceosoraceae.